Amaranthus tricolor (Joseph's coat) is the source of this 1402-nucleotide messenger RNA. Its product is annotated as protein trichome birefringence-like 36. The record is from RefSeq and is a predicted model, not a curated record. The coding region runs from base 12 to 1163 and encodes 383 amino acids. Gene Ontology annotation, cellular component: Golgi apparatus. Gene Ontology annotation, molecular function: O-acetyltransferase activity. The transcript is spliced from 5 exons. Lineage: Eukaryota; Viridiplantae; Streptophyta; Magnoliopsida; Caryophyllales; Amaranthaceae.
ACUCAAACCUUAUGCUUCUACAAACUCAAAAAAUGAAGUUUACAUUAUGUUUCAUAUUAUUCAUAAUUAGUUGGAGCAUUUUGCAUGUAAAUUCAACAUCAGACUACGAUGAGGAAGAAAGUUGGCUAAAAGAGGAAGACCAAAGUCAAAACCGGGUACCGAAUUGGAAAGGCAGGGGCGGGUCGUGUGAUUAUACAGUGGGAAAAUGGGUAUUUGAUGAAUCAUACCCACUUUAUGAACCAAGCUGUCCUUAUCUUAGCUCGGCUGUAACUUGUCUCAAGAACGGACGCCCUGAUUCUGACUAUCAAAAGUGGAGGUGGCAACCUUUCCAUUGUUCUAUCCCCAGAUUUGAUGCACUCGAAUUUCUGGGAAAAAUGAGGAAAAAGAGAAUAAUGUUGGUAGGAGAUUCCAUAAUGAGAAACCAAUGGGAAUCACUUGUAUGCCUUGUGCAAGGAGUCAUUCCAACUGCUCAUAAGAGAAUCACUUACAAAGGUCCGACAAUGGCCUUUCAUUCCCUGGAUUUUGAGAUGUCAAUAGAAUUUUCAUGGGCACCAUUAUUAGUGGAGCUAAAAAGAAAUUCAGAAAAGAAGCGAGUUUUACAUCUGGAUUUAAUAGAAGAAAAUGCAAAAUAUUGGAGAGGGGUUGAUGUAUUAGUAUUCGAUUCAGCACAUUGGUGGACUCAUACAAUCAAUACUAGAACGUGGGAUUACUUCAUGGAAGGAAACAGGGUAAUUAGCAAUUUAAAUCCAAUGCUUGCCUACCAAAAAGGACUCACAACUUGGGCUAAUUGGGUUGAUUUUAAUUUAAAUCCUCGCAAAACUCGUGUCAUUUUUCGUACCAUGUCACCCAGGCACAACAGUGAAAAUGGUUGGAAAUGCUACAAACAAAAGGAGCCACUAUUAUAUUUCAGCCACCCACAUAUUGCGGAACCAAUAGUUGUAUUAAAAGAAGUAUUAAGAAAGAUGAGAUUUCCAGUAUAUUUGCAAGAUAUCACCAACAUUUCUGGGCUUCGGAGGGACGGUCAUCCAUCAGUGUAUAACAGAGACAUGGCUCAACAACAAGUGAACCAAAACAUUAGAGAUCAUGGCUCUGAUUGUAGUCAUUGGUGCCUUCCUGGAGUUCCUGAUACUUGGAAUCAAAUGUUAACUGCAAUUCUCUACUGAAUUUUAAUUUUUCCAUGUUUUCUCAUUUUUUCAUCUCAGAAAUUUAUGUCUAAUGAAUGCAACUGGCCUGUUUUCCUUGACUCCAUCUAAUUAAAAGGGUGACAUUUAUUAUUACUUUAAUAUAAGAAAUUAAACAAAAGACCAAUUUUGUUAGAAUGUAGAAUAAAAUUAGAUUCAGACUUGUAGAGGCGAUAUCCUUUUGUUUCUGACUGUAUCCAAUGAAUAUGCAAUUUUCUCCA